This is a messenger RNA of Clarias gariepinus (North African catfish), 2456 nucleotides long. It is a transcript of the gene glmna, whose product is annotated as glomulin, FKBP associated protein a. NCBI's taxonomy places the organism in Eukaryota, Metazoa, Chordata, Actinopteri, Siluriformes, Clariidae. The coding region runs from base 198 to 1970 and encodes 590 amino acids. The transcript is spliced from 19 exons. Gene Ontology annotation, molecular function: ubiquitin-protein transferase inhibitor activity. Gene Ontology annotation, cellular component: cytoplasm. The record is from RefSeq and is a predicted model, not a curated record.
CGAGCCCGCUGCGUCACCGUGUAGAGAGGUGUGUAGCUCGCGCUCAGGACACUCUUUAGGUUUUUACACGAGUUCUGGGUUAAAUUGUUUCUGAUUAUGGUUGUAGAUCGGACAGAGCCCGUGAUGCUCUGAGCAGAACGCCGCUCCUCAGAGACGCUGCAGUAACUCCGACUCAGAGACCACGGGAAUGCAGUAAGAUGUCGCUUGAGCAGUUCAGCGAUGUCGUCCAGAGAUGCCGACACGUCGAGGAUGAGAACUACACUCCGGCCGACUUCGAGGUGUUCCGCUCGGCUGGGGCGAGCUGCAUCGAGCGGGGUCACGGUGCUCACGUCUUGAGCGUCAUCAUCGACGAGAGAAAUCAAAAUAUCGUGCGCUGUAUGGGCUGGAACCUUCUGGAACCUUUGGUCAGGGUUCUGCUGAAGAAGGAAGAGAAGAACCUGCAUCACUGUCAGGCCAUCUUCUCUCACCUACUGCAGGUGUGCAGUCCUAAAGAGCUGGUGCUUGGUCUGCUGGAGCAGGUGGAGGAAGCUGAUCCUGAUGCUGUGGCUGAAACCAUCACGCUACUGCUCACACCUUUACAGACAGUGUUGCUAAAGCUGGGGAAGAGGAAGGCCUCGUCUCUGGGCAUGGCCCUCUCCACUGUGCUCACCCAGGUGACCAAACUUCCCGUUCCUCAGAGCCGCGAGCAGGAGGAGGACGAUGUGUUCGGGUUGUGUCGCUGCUGCACGGCUCUUUCGCUCUUCACCCGGCCCUUCGUGGAGGAGAUCAAGGAGAACAACAGAGACCGCCGUACCAUCUCCAGGGACGACGAGCUUCGGGUGGAGAUCCUGAAAUUCUGUAUGAAGAGUUUGAGCGAGCCUCUACUGGACGUCCAGCUGAAGGACGUGGACACGUUACAGAUGUCUCCUCUCAGAGACUUUGCCACCAACAUCCUGACCACUCUGUGCAGUAUCGGCGAGUCGCUUCUGGACUUGUUGUCCCACAAUCUCUUGCGUAAGCGUGAUGUCCCCGGGUUCCUGGAGGAGGACGUCCGAUAUCCCAAGGAGUCUCUUGCCAGCUUGGCACAUUUACUGUUUGUGCACCACAUCGCGGUGGACCUGUUCCCUGCCGUGCUCAGCCCUGUCUUUGUGCUGCAGUGCAACAUGGAAUUUGUAGAGCUCUUACUUAGCAGGACUGAAGAAUCCCGGUUGCAGAAGGGACUGGAGUUGUACGAGAAGACGCUGGUGCGAGUGGAGGACAGCAGCCUGACGCCCGACCUUCUGGAUUUAAAAUCCUUUCUAAAUGUUCCAAAGGUGAUGGUUCGGGUGAUGACGCUCUGUCCGGUUCAGAAUGUGAGGACUAAAGGACUCUCAGUUUUCCAGCUGAGCAUCGACAAGUUUGGCACAGAGGCCAAAUACAAGUUUUUCAGGUGCAUGCUGAAAACUAGCGAUCAUGCCGGAGUAGAGGGCUUCAUCAUCAAGAACAUCAAGAACCAGAUCGACCUCGCACUGAAGCCGGGUCAUGAAAACGACUGGUUUCUGGGGAAACACCUCCUGCCCUUACUGCGGCAAGUCCUAAGUCUCCCUCAGGGACCAGAGACCGACCUGCUCCACAACCUCGACAGGAUUAUGGAGUCUUUGAACCUGCUGCGUUAUCUGCUGAUCAGAGAUAAAGAAUGUCAGAAUGAGACGGGAAUAUGGAGUGAACUGUGUAUGAUCGAGGAGAAUUACCUGAAGCCGUUGCGAACGGGUUUGAACAUGUCCCGAGCACAUUACGAGGCCGAGCUGAGGAGCACGAAGGAGAAGAGGAAGAACAGUGCGGCAGAGUCUAAAGCCCCGGCCUGCACGGUUACCGUCGGCAACGACACGUUACCCAACAUGACUCCGGAAAUGCAGCUCCAGGUGCUGCAGUCUGCGCUCUUCAUGUUCGAUCUGAUCGAGAGCGUCUUGGUCCGGAUCGAGGAGAUCGCAGAGGCCAAAGGACAGACAUAGGACAGACGUAGAGCUUUAAACCAAACAUCAGUCACAAACUGAACCAGUGUAGUGAAAGAACACACACACACACUCACUCACACUCAUCCACAUACACAGAUCAGGAUGCAGCCCUAUAUCUCUGACACACGCUCUCGUCGAGUCGUAGCUCUACGAUAUGUUUUUAUAAAAACACACGACACUGUGAAUGUGGAAAUCAUGACAUCAAACAAAUCACCACGUCAUUUCCGUUUCCCCGAUCGUGAGCAGAGACUCCGAGUUAAAAGGAAUACGGAGGUGACAUUUUAUAUUAAUUACAUACAGAAAGGAGACACAUGACUGAAGCGACACACUUCUGAAUGAACAAUGCAGGGCGAAUUUUUUUUUUGUGCUGUGAAUGAGCCGGAUAUAUUUUAAAGAGAACUAUUUACGCAGAAAGUUCGUCUGUAAAUAUCUAAGUGGACUUUUCCAGAUAAUAAUAAUAAUAAUAAUAAUAAUAAAGCUCCU